This is a messenger RNA of Carassius carassius (crucian carp), 1408 nucleotides long. RefSeq names its product enoyl CoA hydratase domain containing 1 (gene echdc1). NCBI's taxonomy places the organism in Eukaryota, Metazoa, Chordata, Actinopteri, Cypriniformes, Cyprinidae. Gene Ontology annotation, molecular function: enoyl-CoA hydratase activity. The record is from RefSeq and is a predicted model, not a curated record. The coding region runs from base 213 to 1115 and encodes 300 amino acids. The transcript has 5 exons. Gene Ontology annotation, cellular component: cytosol. Gene Ontology annotation, biological process: fatty acid beta-oxidation.
UCCGACGGCUCGAGACAGGUCAAGUAGAUGCAUUUAAAACAGCACAAUAUAAAAGACAAAGUACUGUGCAUUCUAAUGUAAUUCAAUCAUUUGAAGUCUUCUAUUGCAGUUUGAUUAUAGUCAGAGAGUGCGUGUUUACUUCAGACACUGUCUUGUGCUGCACACACACACACACACACACACACACACACACACACACACACAGCAGCAGCAUGAGUGUGUGUGGAGCUGCUCGGUUCCGCGGCUCCGUGGCGAGGAUCCUUCAGCAGCACCGAGCCGUCUGCAGCCACACGAGCGGCUCAUCUACCGAGGGAAUCAGGGAGAAGCUGCAGGCUUUCCCGGGAGGAUCCGUGGAGCUCCGGAAGCAGCGGGACUCGGGCGUUGCGCUGCUCACGCUCAACAACCCCGCGCGCAGGAACGCGCUCUCAGGCUGCAUGAUGCUUGACCUGGAGCAGCGUCUGUGUGAACUGGAGACCUGGACAGAAGGGAGAGCUGUGAUUGUGCAGGGAGCUGCUGGGACCUUCUGCUCUGGAUCAGAUCUCAGUGCAGUCAGAGCCAUAGCAAACCAACACGACGGCAUGAAGAUGUGCGAGUUCAUGCAGAACACUCUCACAAGACUCCUCAGGCUGCCGCUCAUCUCCGUGGCCCUGGUGGAGGGACGAGCGCUGGGUGGAGGAGCAGAACUCACCACCGCCUGCGACUUCAGGUUGAUGACGUCUGAUGCUGUUAUCCAGUUUGUCCAUAAGCACAUGGGUUUGGUUCCUGGAUGGGGAGGAGCUGCAAGACUCGUUCGUAUCGUUGGCAGCCAGAAUGCCUUGAAACUGCUGAGCGGCGCUAGAAAAGUGGAUCCAGACAUUGGAAAACAGAUGGGACUGGUUGAUGAGGUGCUCCAUUGUUCCUCUGGCGAGGGAGAAGCACUGUGUCAGGCCGAGCGGUGGCUGGGUCAGUUGAUUCAGGGCCCGGCUCCAGUGAUCCAGGCGGUGAAGAGGGUUGUGGUCUCAGGAAGAGAGCUUCCCCUGGACCAAGCCCUUCAGGCGGAGAGAAGUGUGUUUGGGACAGUAUGGGGCGGUCCAGCCAAUCUCGAGGCUCUGGCUUUAAAACCUAAACAUAAGUGAGUGACUGCAUCAUCAUCGCUGCUUACCAUUAAAACUGUUUCAAAUGUGCUUGAACAACCUUAUAUUUUCAGAUCAAUAGAAUUAACAGAAAAGUUCCUGGAUUGGUUUGCAGAGUUUGCUCAUGCACACAUUAGUAUGUUAACAUCUGAAUGCUGUAUCUUUCAAAGUUUUGUGUUUGCAAUAAUCUAUGUAUAUUAAUGCAGUACUUUAAAGUUGUCUUUUUUUUUCUUCAGAAAGGAUAAACCUGAGGGGAAAAUAAAGCAGUAUCAGCUAAUUAAAAUUCAUGAAUCCAG